AUGUCUACUCGUGCAAUAGAAUCGCGCAUUGCGCCUCCCAAUUUGACGAUUGCAGACAUCGCCAUACCUAAGAAUGAGCACACAUUUGGUACUUUCGACCAAAACUCCUCGAGUUACGAAGAUGCGCUGGCCUGCCUUCGAAUGUAUCGCAAGCAGGUAACGCAACUGAACUACGAUGAACGGCGUGAGAUCGUACAUAUUAUCACAGGGGGUCACUUUUUCAGAACGAGAACCGCGAUGAAAUCGCCAAUGUGCCAUAAGUUCUACCGUUACGCCCGCGCCAGCGAAUUUGCCGCAGAGCAUCUAUCUUGGCCUGAAUAUAUCAUCAUGCGCGCUCUUUAUGAAGAUGACUUACCAUCUCCAUAUGUUAGCCAAAUCAAGCAAACAUUCGGAACAGCGGCCAUUGAAGAUUUCUCUUACCAGUUCUUCGAAUACUUUCCAGAAAUGAAUGACAGUAUUGCUAAGCCUAUGAUCCCAACACUGGAGGCCAAUAUCCACCCAAGACGUAUUUCACUGAAUAGCCGCGAGGCGAGUGCUGACGACAACCUCUGGCCCGCUCCAAAACGCAAAAAGAUAUAUUCGAAGCAUGAGAUUCCAGAUACACCGAGUACUGUUCAAAAGACACUAAUGGCUAUCCCCGUGAGUCGAGCGGCGAAGAAUUCAGGAAAGAAGGACUCGAUUCGUCGAGAAAAAGCAACCAAGCAGCGAGCGUCUACCCCUACUGCGUCUAACGCUGCUGCACCUGAAGUAACACCAUAUAUCGAUCUGGCUGCACGCGAUAUACUAGAUCGACUGCCCUCCAAAACAUCUGGGGAAGGCUCCAAAAGGAUCGAUAAGGCUUCCUGGGAUCGUUUGCAGUACCUCUUGAGCAUCGUAAGAGAGACGACAAUACGAAACAAUAUCCGCCUCAAAGCCCUUGAAGAGAGCCAGAGGGACCUUGAAUCUAAGCUCGGCGCGAUGACCAGCGCCUUUGACACAAUGAAUACCACCAUCAAGACAAUCGUUACAGAGGCCAGGGCUGACCGAGAGGGGUACAAUCACGUUUUAAGCAGUAUCAAGGAUAUUAUGAUGGGAAUGGCGGAUUCGAUCAAAGACAUCAAGGAACAGCUGUAG
Messenger RNA from Trichoderma gamsii, 1113 nucleotides. RefSeq lists its product as hypothetical. The record is from RefSeq and is a predicted model, not a curated record. The coding region runs from base 1 to 1113 and encodes 370 amino acids. NCBI's taxonomy places the organism in Eukaryota, Fungi, Ascomycota, Sordariomycetes, Hypocreales, Hypocreaceae. The transcript has a single exon.